ACAGAUAGACAGACGUAUACAGGUAUUAUAAUAUAGAUACUAAUUAUAAUUUUUGUAUUUUUAAUAGCGAAUAACUAAAAACAGUAACACCAAAAAAGAAGACUAGUAGAAUUAUAAUGACCAAAAGGAAACACAAUAGGAGACUCUGAAGGAUUCAUGGCAACUCCAUCCACAGUAUCAGCAACAGUUCAUAACUGUAGUUAUUGGGUCCGCCUUAUGCUGGGAAAUGAUCAUUAUGUAAAGGUUGCACUGUGGCAUGUUCUCCAUAAUACAAAGCGUGAUCCCACAUAUCAAGGACUAUCACAAGAUCCUUCUAAACUUAGUAAAGAGUUGAAAGGUUAUAAAAUUGAUUUAAAUAGAUUAAAACAAAAAAGAGUGAUCAAUAAAAGACAGUGGCAAUGGUUAUUUCCAUCUGAUAACAAGCCAUGCUCAAAGGAGUUUGAUGUACCUCUCUUAGCUGUACUAAUCCAAUAUUGUACAACAUUACCACCGCCGAGAGGAGGCUGGCAUUACCCAGACCCCACUGAUGUUACUAGCAAGGCACAUUAUGUGUUGUUGGCAUGUGCUUUCAGAAAUUAUUUAUGCCAUUAUAGCAAUCCCUCGACUAUGCUUCAACCUGAAUUUUUAAUAAAGUGGAAUGAAAUGGAAGAUAUUAUAAAAGGCUUGGAAUAUAUUGUAAACACAAAUGAUUUGAAAACUGGAAGUUUAGACCCACAUUGCAGCACCAUGUUGAAUUAUUUACAAUUGAAGUUGGCUGAUUUAUUUAGUCAAAAUGAAGAUAUGACUAAUGAAAUCAAAAAUUUGAAAGAGCAAGUUAAAACUGAGGCAGAAAACAGACAGCAAGAAAUAGAUGAUGCAGUCAAACAAACGGAGGAAGUGUUUUUGAAAAACAAAUUUGAUUUUGGAAUAUCUUUGUUAGCUAGAAUGAAGUAUGAAGAUGCAAAAAGAAUCUUUGAGGAGCUUCAACACUAUGACAGAACAACAGGCAAAUUUAAUUCGUACACUUUGAAAGCAACACUGCAAAUUGGUGUUUGUUCACAAUUAAAUGGUGCAUAUUGGGAUGCAAUGGAGUUGUUUCAGGAAGUUCUUAAGCAGCAAAAGGCUGUAUAUGGUAAAUCACACAGUGAAACAUUAAAAACACAGCAAAUUAUUGGAGAGUGUUUAAUUCAUCAAGGAAAAUAUUUUGAAGCCUUUUGUAUGUUGCAUGAAACCUAUGAAGCGCAACUGAAAUUAUUUGGUUUAUUACAUUCUGAUGUUCUUACAACAAUGCAUUUCAUUGGUGUAAGUUUACGAAAACAGGGAAGGUAUUGUGAUGUGGAUAAUAAAGACCAACUCCAGCUUAAUAGCCAACUUUUGUCUGAGACAAACUAUACAGAUGUGGAAAACUAUACCAAUGCCAUGAGCAUUUUUAUCAAUGUGUACAAUCUUCGCAAAGAAUUGUUAGGUGAAAAACACCCUGACACUUUGAUAACAAAAAGAAACAUUGGUAUUUGUUUGGUCAGUCAAAAGAAAUUCUCUGGAGCCAUGGAUAUAUACCAAAAUGUGUAUGAACAUCAAAGUAAAAUAUUUGGUGAGACACACCCAGACACAAUAGAGACAAGAAAUCAAACUGAUUUGUGUUUACGGGAAGUAUGCCUUAAUGAAGUUUACAGUGUCAGUCAGAAGUUGUUUAACAAACUUCGUCCUAUAAAUAAAUGGUAUUGCUAUUUGUUUACAUAACCAAGGGAAGUAUUCUGAUGCCAUGAUGUUGUACAUAAAGGUUCAGGAUAUGCAGACAAAGAUUUUAGGCUCAAAACAUCCAGAUACCCUACGCACACGAAGUAAUAAGACCAAAUGCUCUUUUAUGCAAAUAUUUUCUCUUGUUUAUUGGUGUUUAUUUUUUCUUGUAAUAACAUUGUGCACAGGAAGGGUUUACCUAUUGAACAAAUUGUGCUUCGGGAAGACGUUCUCUUUUAUUAUUACCAGCAACAAAACUUAAAUUUAAAAUAAACGAAUGGUGGCCUGAAAUAGAUUCUGAUUGUUUGUCAAGCUGUGGAAGAGUUUAUAAAAAGCAGACAAUAUUUUGGGUGAAGAUCACAUUCCGUUUUAUACACCAAAACACGCACUGGAAUUUUAUUGGUCAUGUGGUUUACUCAUAGCAAGUGAUGGAAGAGGUGCAUAAACCACAAUAAAUUUGUGAGGUGUAUCACAUUUAAUUAAUUUGUAUACUAAAAAUCUGUUCCGUUAUUUGAGAUGUAAUAUCCUUUCAGUUAAAUUUUAUAGUUGAUUUAUUCAUUAUUUCUUUUCUAUAUAUUUUUAGAUAAGUUAGAUGGAACUAAUUUUGCUUUACCAAAUUUUCAAAAAAAUGCUGAUGGCUUUGACUUUUUGUAGCUCUCCCAGUUUAAAAUCCGGAAACGUUAGAUUGUUUGAUUAAGCAUUCUGAAAAAGAGAAGUUUCAAAAUGUCAAUUAAUAAAAUUUUAAAAAAUCCCAAAAAAUUUGAAUUUCAUUGUGCAAAUUCUGGAAACUUAAAAAUGUCUUAAAAAACCCUGAAACUUCCUAGAAUUCAAAAAUAAUAAUCAUUUAUCUUUUCUAAGGUAUAUUUUAUCGUGUUUGAAUUGUGGUUGAAGUUACUGAGAAAUGAGAAAUACACAUGUUUUUUAUAAGAAACCAGUCCAGUACCGGUUGUUUCUUAUGUGGUUUCUUCGAUUUAUGAGAUAUUAAAUAGUCUGCUAGUGUCAUCUUUUUAGUUAACAUUUCUGCAUAAAGAAGUACUACAAUUUAUAACAAAGGUAACCCUUAGGAGUUAGCAAAAAUGUAGAAAAAUGUCCUAAAAAUUUCUUUUUUUUUAAAUAAAUAAGCUGCAUUAGCAAAAUUCCUAGGUUCCUUAUAAAGAGGGUUUUUUAAAAAAAUAAACAAGUAAUUAAUAACUUUUUGAGAUACGAUGCUUCAUAUUUUAGUAUACAAAGCAUUUUUCGUUGUCUACAUUGUAACCAUGGUUAUAAUAUUUUAGGACAUAGAAAGAAAAAAGCACCCUAAAAUGCACUAGUAAGUUUACAGUGAACCAUGAUUUAGUUCAUGUGUUGUCCCUGUUGUGUUGUUUCCUUGCAUGUCCCUCAAAAUAUCCCUUGUGUCUUCUAGUUUAAGACUAAAAGUAUUACAAGCAAUUGAUAUGACAUUAUUGCUACAAGAUGGUUUUUUCUCACAUUUUAAAGUACCUUAAGGGCGAUCAGGAAGUUUGUGGAAUUUAAUUUUGCAGGAAUAACUUUUUAGUGGAACUAAUUUUUGGCUUUAUUUUGAACAUGGCAUUUGUGCUUUAUAGACCAUAUAAAACAAAAGUUUACGACUAAUAGAACUUUUUUCUUCAAUUCCACAGAAUAAAUUUAGAGGUUUUUAAGGAUUUUAUCUUUGUGAUUGCGCAUGUCCUGACGAGUUUUGCAGAAUUUGGAUUAUACAAUUUAAGGUCAAAUUGCAAAUAUAAAAUCCACGAACAUUUGUGACCUUAAAGUUGAUAAGAAUUUUGACAUCAGGUAAAUAAAACACAUUCCUCUGUUUUGCACCAAAUACAUAUAUAUAUUAUAUUAAAAUAUUUUUUUGAUGUGUCAUUUUGUAUUUGUUUAAUAUUGGUUCUCUCUAAUUAAACUCUUAUUCAGACAUUGCACCUAUUUACUGAUAUACACGAUAUAAAAUGGUAAAGCAUUGUAAUUGUUAUGUUUUACAUGUUUAAAAUGAAUUGUGUUUUUUUGUGCGUAUACAAAAGAUGAAUGAUUUUUUGAAUGAUGUUUUGGAUUAAGUGAAUGGAUUUUGGUUGUUGGGUAAGUUUAACUGUUAUAUUUUUCUAAAAGAAGUGCUAUCAGAUGGAUUGUAUUUUAUUACAUCUGUUAUUACAUUAUACAUUUAUAACUUAAAAUUAGUGUGUAUAUAAAAUGUAUAUAACUUGUUUAUCAUAUAGUUAGGUGUUUCUCGCACUGUGAUUGGCUAACCCACACGAAAUAUAUGCUAUAUGUUUUUUCUACUGAUAAACUAGUGCAAUCUUUA
Hydractinia symbiolongicarpus is the source of this 4015-nucleotide messenger RNA. RefSeq names its product kinesin light chain 1-like. The record is from RefSeq and is a predicted model, not a curated record. The transcript has 3 exons. The coding region runs from base 157 to 1719 and encodes 520 amino acids. Lineage: Eukaryota; Metazoa; Cnidaria; Hydrozoa; Anthoathecata; Hydractiniidae. Gene Ontology annotation, molecular function: protein binding.